CGUCCAAUAGGGAUAGCUGAGAUGAAUCGUGCAGUCACGAUGAACAAUAUUUAUGAAGCUGAGAUAAAGGAUUAACUAUCAUAUCUUAAUAGUUAACAGACUAUGCACAGUUUAGAAACCACUGGAGGUGACAGCAGAAUUCCUGUGCAGUGCUUUUGAUUCAAGUGUCUUCGCGUUUUGAAUAUGGCUAGCGGACAGUCGAGUAAGGUAAUUUAUCAUGGUCUUCUUAAUAGUUUAUCAUCAUUUUAGACUUCUCAUUUCAGAUCAAAAUGAUUACUUUCGCUUUUGAUAUUUUUUUCCUUUGAAACGUAAAAACUGCGCUUAAACGAUAACGUCACUCCGUUAUAGCGAUAGAUGUAAGAGAAUCUAUUCGAUUCAAAACUAUCAUAUCAAAAGCGAAGCAGUACAGCGCCUUUCCGUGACAAAUAUCGCUCAUAAAGGAAGAGUGUCUAAUGUAAACGGAAGGCCCAGAUAAACAGUACAUUUUUUUCCGUAUUCUCCAACUAUUCUACCCAAACAGGGCUUCUGUGUAAUUGUAGUCGCUCUAUAGAAAUAUUUAAAUAUACUGUACGAAGUCAUGCAUGAUCUUGUCGCGCAUGGCUUUUGUACGCAAAAACUAUGAAAACGUUUUAUUAGUUCUAAUCUCGUUCUUACACUAUACCUUGGAAAGCUUUGUGAAACGUGAAUGCGGUAUUUUGUCGUCAGGUAGAGUCGGCUCCUUGUGGGUUCGUUUUCUUCGACUUACAACCAAAGCGCUUAUUCAAUCGUAAGAGGAAAUUAAUAAAGGGUUCGUGUAUAAAUGCUUGAUGAUAUUGUUAAAACCAUACUUGAUUUAGUAGCUGGACUAUAAAAUUUUCACUAUUCUGACUAUUCUGUUACUAUAGUUACGUGAUCCAAAACAAAUCCUAUGUAAUCCUGCCAUAACUCAUCAGCAUAUAAAUAGAUAUCGAGAUUAUUGCCCAAAAAAGUGCGACAAUUGCAGACAUCUGAUGCAGAAGACAAGUUUGAUUGUGACAGAUACCGGAGAAUCAUGUCGUAAGGAUUUCGAGAUUACGUGCUACGGUGAUCAUAUUGCCUUGUGUUUCUGCUCAGGUUCUCGGGGAAACAGAAUUGUGGUUCAAGUGGUUAAAGGGGAAAUACAUGUAACAACAAUGAGAAGAACUUGGAAAGAGUCCCUUCGAAGUGUAUUUAAACGCAACUGGAAAAGUUUAUUGGGUACUGUUCUCCGCGUUGCGGGGGUGGCAAUGAUGACAUUUGGAUCAGCUAUACCUGGUCUGCCCUUCGCAGGAGCAGUUCUUGCUGGAAUUGGUGCCGCUCUUUCCGGAGCUGAUGGUAAUACUAAUGACGCAAUGGCUGAUGGGAAGACAUACAGAAUAACUUAGGUUAAAUACUUAAUAUAGUUCCUUAGUUAGGCAAUAGUGUGUAGGCUUUUCUCGAUUGUGCUAGCACAUUUUUUGGCAUAAUUUGGGAAAACGAGCAUAUUUGAGAAAAAAAGCACUGCUUGUAUAAUCUACAUAUAUGUCUAAGUUUCAGAGCAAAAUACUAAAGCCAUGACUAUCUUUUUUCUUUAUUUUUCUUUAUGGCCUUUGCUUUAAAGCUUUGUCCAAAGUCCAAACAUUUGCACAACGUUGAUUGUAAAACCAUACUACGGUGGUAAGGUAAUCAGAAGAGUUAAAUUUGAAGAGUUCAGGAGAAAAACAUGUUUAUUCAAAACUAGUUACAAAUUUGCUUUUUCUACCAAAAGACGUUGAUUUUUUAACUUUGUAGCGUAUUUUCGACUAGCAUAAUUUAAACAAAAAACUAGCAUAAUUUUUGAAAACCGGCCUAAUU
Messenger RNA from Paramuricea clavata, 1830 nucleotides. The record is from the annotation of a GenBank genome assembly. NCBI's taxonomy places the organism in Eukaryota, Metazoa, Cnidaria, Anthozoa, Malacalcyonacea, Plexauridae.